Messenger RNA from Amphimedon queenslandica, 2944 nucleotides. RefSeq lists its product as uncharacterized. Lineage: Eukaryota; Metazoa; Porifera; Demospongiae; Haplosclerida; Niphatidae. The coding region runs from base 1018 to 2781 and encodes 587 amino acids. The transcript is spliced from 16 exons. The record is from RefSeq and is a predicted model, not a curated record.
UAACACGCCCACUUAUAUCUUUUGCUUGAUCACUCCACAACUCCUCUCUUUGUCAAAGAUAGUCUUUAAAUAUGUCUGUGGAAGGAACUGUCAAGGCUGCUAGAGUCGGUGGGAGCAUUUUUACUCAAAUAAAGCCCUCGCCUACCCUCGCACCUGUGCAAUACUGGCAGGGGAUUGUUGAAAUCUCAGCAAAGGGUGUUGUUUUGGUCUCUAUUUUCAUUUUAUUCAUUGCCUCCUCUGUGGCCCAAGAUGAAGCUAAUAAUAUAAAUGAUAACAAUGCUAAUCUCAAUAGGGCAAUAGCAGCUGCAGGCUGGACCAUAUUUCUUGGUAUCAUCGGGCUAAUUUACGGCAUCCUGUACCUUGUGUGCAGGUUUGUCAACUUUGCCUUUAUGACGAACUACAGAACUGUAGUCCUCGUUACCGACAUUAUUGUUAAUGGUGUCCUUGCUUUCCUUCUCCUUACGGGAGCUGCCUCUCUUGCUGCUACUGCUGAUUACCUUACUGACAUCCUCAAUACUGCCACAGAGUUUAGGGGAGUCAUAACGACAACUCGAAACGCUAUUGGAGCUGCAGCUUUCUUUGCCUUUUUCUCCAUGUUUGCAUACUUGUUUGUCGUUCUCUGGAUGGCACUGCUUUUCAUUAAGAAAUGGGACGUUAAAGGGAGUGGAGGCAGUGGAGGUGACACAUCUGCUCCAGUCUAACCAAUAGUUGGAGUAUAGCCUAUACAAUACAUGUAUGCUGUGAUUAUCUUCCUGCAAACUCCACUUCUUCCUCAUGUGACUCAUUUAGUCUUUUUUUUAAACUUGCUAUCUACUUUUAGCUAAUGCAUUUUAUUUACUCUUGAUUUUAUGACAAUAUUUUUUUCGUGGGCGUUGCUCAAUUUCCGUAAUCUAUUGGAAUGAUAGUAUGCGGAAGUGUGCAAUAAAGUUAAUGGUUAUUGUAGUUAAUUAAAACUGCAGUGCUUGUGUGUGCUACAUGUAAGUGCUCUCUCUUCUGUCAGCUCUCUCCCUAUCAAUCAUGUCCUCUGCUCCGACACAGAGUGGUUUCCCCUCCAUGUAUCAUGAAAGGGAAAGAGAAUUGUCUGAUGUUGCAAGUGAUUUCAAUCGUGAAACCUCUCCGCUCGUCGGUGACAUUACCAUGUCUAGGAACUCUAGCUCUGUCAGAGACUCGGUUGCAUCUGACUACGAAGUCAUCAAUCCCAUUGGGGAGAGGGUCCACAUUCCCAGGAGGUUCAAACCAGCUGCUGCUAGAGAGAGGGAGCGCUCAACCUGGGCAGGAUCGACAGGAUAUGAGCCUCCACCAGUUUCAAACUACAGGACUGUUAAUAAAGAAGAUGAUGCUAUCAGCAUACAGGCACAGUAUGACAGGGAAGGCUACAGAGCUGUCUUAAGACCGGCUGAAUCCACAGAAGGAUUAGUCAUUGAUGGUCGUUUCUCUGCCUCCAUGUCUAUAAUAGGAGAUAGUGACUAUGUGUCUUUGGAUGCACUUGGUAACAAUGCUAUGACAACAACCAAAGCGUUGGACUUCUGCACUAAAUAUGUCCUGAGGCCAUAUCACGUCUUCUUGAAGAUUAUUGGUUGGAGGCCUUUGCAGUCUCCCAGAGCUCAUGGCUCCCCUUGGUUUAAGAAAUGCUUUAAUGUCUUGUAUCCGACUUUUAUUUUCCUUGCUCUUAUUUUUGCCUGCUUAUCUCAGAUUGCAUCUUGUUUCUCUAGGACACGGUCUGAAUCUCCAUGUCGAUUUAAUAACACUGACCUCAACAACUCAGGCUAUUUAUUGACCUGCAGUCAAGAUUUAGUGACUAAGACUGUAAUUUCUGACAUUUUGCUCCUCAUUGCUUAUCUUUGGGCCUUUUACCUGUUUCGCUUUAGCGAGAGCGAGCACCUUUCAAAGCUAAUGCAAACGGUUUUUCUUAGUUGUACCUCGAAGCUGGUUCAUAAUUCUCCAAGACGUUUGGUCUUUGUUUUGCUCUCGUAUCUUAUUAUUGGUAUUCUUUGGAUAUUGAUCUCCUUUACUGCUAGUCUUGGGCGUAUCUUUGUAUUAAAGUUAGACCACAGAGACACGUACAUUGGCUGGUUUGUGGAGGGAGAAGCUUCCUGUGACAUUCAAGUUGAGACAAGACUAAUAAGUCCUAUUAGAUACGAUAGUGUCCAUUAUUCUCUCAUAAUAAUAUCACUGGUUGGUUUUGUAUUCUUUGAUUUGCUCUACAUUGCCGUCAUCGUUAACUACGUCACCCAGUGCGAGCUCCUUCGUUUUUUCAUUCGAAACGUAAGAGAGAAAGUUCUUACGAAGGAUUACCUAUUAGGAUAUGCUGUCAAGGAGUUGUAUCAUAUUAAUGAGUACUUGAGGGUCUUGAAUGGGAAGUUUAGCUACAUCACAAGUCUCAUUCUUUUCGUUUUCCUGCAAGGAGUCAUACUUGCUUAUAGCAGUAUCAUGAGUGUGAGGAGUGGGCAGUAUCUCAAUAUCUUUAUUGGUACUAUAAAUGUAUUGCAAUGGCUUUCUGGAACACUAUUCCUAAUCAUACAAGCUAGUAGACUGACUGCUGAGUGCAAUGGUAUAAGAAAGCUUGGGUUGGAAAUUGGCGCAAGACCAUUUGUAUAUUCCGACACUCCACAGCUGGUCCUUGACUCAUUCGUACUGUACACAAGCGCCACAAAUUAUAAAGCUAAAUUAGGAUUCAUUCCUAUGUAUCCCUCUCUUGUUUUUGGUUUCUUUUUUGUUUCCGGAUUAUUCCUAACUCUUGAUCGGGGUAUCACUGACUUUGACUUUGCUUACUGGUUAUAACCAGCUGCAUAUAAUCACUGACUUUCCUAAUCUAUUAAUACAUUGUAUAUGCAUUACACAUUAUAAUAUUAUUUUUGUACACAAGUAUAGAGAGAGAGUGUGUGUGUGUUAUAUAUUUUGUGUAAAAUUGAUAAUCAAUUUGUUUACAAAAAUACCAAAAAAA